AAUUUAAUAAAGAAUAGACCAAAGUAGUUGUUAAGCCAGUUGGUACGUGUAGCAUUCUAGUAAUCAUGCUGCUCUUAUGUGAAGUUUUGUAGAAAGUGCUAUUGCAAGAGGAAAGAUGGGUUUUAGUGCAACAAAUACUCCAGGAAAAAUAAGUUUUCAUUUAAAAAAUGCUCCAUAUUUUAGUUUAUUAGCAUUAUUGUUAUUUGGGUUGAUUUUUUCUAAUUGUGUAAUUUAUUCACUUAAGCAAAAACAUUACAAACCUGUUGUGUUAGUGCAUGGUAUUUUAACAAACUAUACAACUAUAACAGAUUUAGCAGAUCGGAUAAGAGAAAUACAUCCAGGAACAGAAGUGUAUAUAACAAACCAGUAUGGUGGACUGUACAGCUUGGAACCUCUAUGGCGGCAGGUUAAAUAUAUAGGCGAUGAAAUUAUGCAGAUUUGUGCUAUAAAUCCUGAUGGAAUUCAUCUUAUUGGUUACUCCCAAGGAGGACUGAUAGCUCGGGGGAUACUGGAGAAGUUCCCGUAUCACAAUGUAAAAACUUUCAUCUCCCUGAGUUCGCCCCAGGCUGGAGAGUAUGGAACGAAAUUCCUCCACAUCUUCUACCCUAACCAGGCACUGAGGGAGGCGUAUGAGCUGUUCUAUUCGCACAUGGGACAGUUUAUAUCAGUGGGGAACUAUUGGAACGACCCGUUCCACCAGGAACUGUACUACAAGUACAGCCAGUUUCUGCCGUACAUCAACAACGAGGUUGAGGGCUACAGGGAUGAGGACUACAAGCGAGGCAUCACCAAGCUGAGACGGAUGGUCUUGAUCGGGGGACCGGACGAUGGCGUGAUCGCACCGUGGCAGUCCAGUCAGUUCGGCUUCUACGCUGACAAUGACACAGAUACUGUGGAGGACAUGAGGGACCGGGACAUCUACAAGCAGGACCUGUUCGGCCUGAGGACCCUGGACGAUGAGGGGAAACUGACAUUAUACUCGGUGGCAGGAGUCACCCACAGCAACUGGCACCGCAACCUCUCGGUCAUCGACAACUACAUCAUGCCCUGGCUCAGUUGAUGGUGGCGUUAAUUAGUGACCUACCGUAAUACUCUCUUUCAUUGUCAGGUCAGGUUGAUUUUUGGGAGAAAUUGUAUGUUUGUAAGUACGUAAUUAUGUAAAGCAGCCAAAAUAGGUUGAUAUUCCAUUACUCGUAAAGGAUUCAGUCCAUUUGAAAUAAGUAACCAACUCACUGUAAACAUUUUGAGACCCUACAAAAUUCUGUAAGCUGAUAAAGUAUUGAUUUUGAGAUUUAAACGGCAA
Messenger RNA from Homalodisca vitripennis (glassy-winged sharpshooter), 1303 nucleotides. RefSeq names its product lysosomal thioesterase PPT2 homolog. NCBI's taxonomy places the organism in Eukaryota, Metazoa, Arthropoda, Insecta, Hemiptera, Cicadellidae. Gene Ontology annotation, cellular component: lysosome. Gene Ontology annotation, molecular function: thiolester hydrolase activity; palmitoyl hydrolase activity. The record is from RefSeq and is a predicted model, not a curated record.